Seriola dumerili (greater amberjack) is the source of this 2219-nucleotide messenger RNA. It is a transcript of the gene hmox2a, whose product is annotated as heme oxygenase 2-like. The record is from RefSeq and is a predicted model, not a curated record. The transcript is spliced from 7 exons. The coding region runs from base 91 to 1053 and encodes 320 amino acids. Gene Ontology annotation, molecular function: heme binding; heme oxygenase (decyclizing) activity. NCBI's taxonomy places the organism in Eukaryota, Metazoa, Chordata, Actinopteri, Carangiformes, Carangidae. Gene Ontology annotation, biological process: heme catabolic process; heme oxidation; response to oxidative stress.
CGCGCCCCCUGUACGUGGUGUCCUCUGCUCUGAGACGGUCGUGGCAGCAGCACUUUAACAAGGUAAGAACACUGUGAGACAACCAGCAAGAUGGAAACGAAGGUGACAUCAGAGCCGAAAUCCAACGGUGUGCUGAACGGAGGGGCAAGGAUUGUUGUGGAUGAUGAUGAUGAAGUUCUUAGGCCAACCGACCUCUCCGAGAUGUUGGCAGAGGGGACCAAGGAGUCCCACGACAGAGCGGAGAACUGCCAGUUUGUUAAAGAUUUCCUCAGAGGUCGCAUCAAAAGGGAGCUGUUUAAGAGAGGUACAGCAGCUCUGUAUUUCGUCUACUCGGCCAUGGAGGAAGAGAUAGAGAAGAACAAAGAUCAUCCUCACAUCGCGCCAAUCUAUUUCCCCACAGAGCUUCACAGGCGUGAGGCCCUGGCCAGGGAUCUCGAGCAUUUCUAUGGAGAGGACUGGGAGAGCCAGGUCAGCCUCUCUGCAGGCACCAAGCCCUACGUGGACCGCAUCCACGAGGUGGGAGGGAAGGACCCAGUGCUGCUGGUGGCCCACUCCUACACCCGCUACAUGGGGGACCUCUCAGGCGGACAGAUCCUGAAGAAAGUGGCCCAGAGGGCACUGAAGCUCCCCUCAACGGGGGAGGGUCUCAACUUCUACCAGUUUGAGGGUAUCCACAGUCACAAGGGCUUCAAGCAGCUUUACCGAAGCAGGAUGAACGAGCUGGAACUGGACGCUGACACCAAGGAGAGGAUUGUGGAUGAGUCCAACCGGGCCUUUGGCUUUAACAUGAUGGUAUUCACAGAGCUGGAAGAGAUUGGGGAGACCAUCAAAGAGGAAGUCCAAGAUGCAGGUCUUGGACACAGUCAUGCAGAGAUCAUGCAGGGAGGUGAUAUCAACAAGUGCCCCUACUAUGCUGCAAAAAUGGCUGCCAGUGGAAAUCCCACCUAUGUGUGCCAGUUAGCCAUGAUGCUUCUCAGACAUCCGCCCUGUCAGGUGGCCCUUGCUGCCUGCGUGGCCGUCCUUGCCGGGUUCACUGCCUGGUACCUUGUGUGAGCUCUGACACACUCGCUCUGCCAAGAAUCACAUCUGAGGAGGAAACUGUUGCAUCCAUCCAAACUUUAUCCUCUUUAUUGUGACUCGCACUGUCUGCAAGUAGCACACAAUAAACCAGGAAUUAAACAUUUUUUAAAUAAUGUUUUUUGCCAAACAUUUGACGCAGUUGUUCAUUGACAUUUUUCGUUGGGUUUUUAUUUCUUCUUAUUUUCCCUGAAUGAUAGCACUCGUUUCUGCUGAACCAACUUGUGAUGCAACUGUAGUGUGACCAUGAAAAGAGACUUUAUGAUGCAUGUGGUUUGUAUGCUGUAUUCAGCGGUAAAAUGCAUACAGAGGUAGAGGCAUUUUACCAUAUAGAAAUAUUAAAUGCAUACUCUUCGUCCGUGUGGUUAUAUUUUUAGUUGAAUGGAUUUAAUAUGAAAGAGAAUUACACAUUGUGUUGAAUGUGUUGCUGCCUAAAGAUGCACUGAUGUACAACUUGCACAUUUUGUCAGUCAGUGAAAACGGUGACAUCAAUUACAUCUUUUUGAAAUACUUGCAUUUUAUGUCCUUACAAAUAUUUGAAAACACUCGAGCUCAUUGUUUCUGUGCAUCUGUGCUUUCAGAAAGCAUUAAAAGGUUAAAAUGGGCAUAUUGUAAUGACAGAUACAUCCUGCAACAAUCAGGAUCAUUUUUACACUAUAAUAUUUUGUCAGCGUUACAUUUUUGGAUGCAUGAUACUCGCAAAGUGAUUUGCUUUACCUCAUAAUAACAAUAUAACAUUGAGAAAAACUCAAUUCCAUAUGGAAAUACAAUGUAAACAAAUGGCUUUUGGUGCAGAGUGUUAAAAGCUCUAAGACUGUGCAGUAUUUAUAUGAUACUGGUCAGCAAAAAAUGUCCGUGCUUCAUUACUGUAAUUCCAAACAGCCGUAAUCUGUCAUUCACUGUAGUGCUGCGCAGUCACUCAUAGCAGGAACUAAGAUAAGCAUCACUCAGCACAUACAAAAUGUACACUCAGUUGACAUAUCGCCUACUCAUUUUGGAGGCAGUUGCAAUUUGUUGUGCUGUUGAACUGUUUUCAGUGGAGUCCCAAAACUGCUGUUUGCGUUUGACUUUUUUUUGUUUUGAUUUUGUUCACUGCUGAUUAAAUUCAACUUGAACAUUAAAUUACAACAGAGCUUAUGAUA